Acanthopagrus latus (yellowfin seabream) is the source of this 3171-nucleotide messenger RNA. It is a transcript of the gene mocos, whose product is annotated as molybdenum cofactor sulfurase. The transcript is spliced from 15 exons. The record is from RefSeq and is a predicted model, not a curated record. The coding region runs from base 338 to 2887 and encodes 849 amino acids. NCBI's taxonomy places the organism in Eukaryota, Metazoa, Chordata, Actinopteri, Spariformes, Sparidae. Gene Ontology annotation, molecular function: pyridoxal phosphate binding; molybdenum ion binding; molybdenum cofactor sulfurtransferase activity. Gene Ontology annotation, biological process: Mo-molybdopterin cofactor biosynthetic process.
AGUAAAACGCUGUCAAGUUGCGGGAGGAGGAGACAUUCAAACUUUAGCCGGUCACAUGAUGAUUGUAAAGCAGCUAUAACAACAGAGUUUCGACCACUAAUCACCAAUGUGCCUUUUGGUUUCUUGCUAGCAAAGACUGUGUGUGGGUUAAUGACGUGUGGCGUGUCAACAUGACAGCAGCAGGCUGUGGACACGUCCUGUAGGUAAACAGUCUGGAGUCGGUUCGCUCGCAGACUUCAGAGGGGGACGAUCGGCUGCUGCUCACCGGACUUAGACCCCUGAGAUAUGACUCAAUGAGUACAGGAGUAGUCGUGUGUGUCGAAACGCCUGAGACCAUAUGAGACAACAGCUCUGCAGCCGAGGGAGAUCGAUGGAUUUCCAAAAACUCUGCACUUUUGAAACUUUCCAGCAGUUGUGGAGUCACUACGGUCAUGGUGAAGACUUCAAGGACGUGAUUGAGCGAGAGUUCACACGGAUUAAAGGAACAACAUAUCUGGAUCAUGCAGCAACUACUCUGUACCCCGAGUCUCUGAUCAGGGACUACUUCCAGGACAUCUCAAGGAAUGUGUAUGGAAACCCUCACAGCCAUAACCCCAGCAGCAGAUUAACACAUGACACCGUGGAGAGGGUCAGAUGCAGGGUAUUGCAGCAUUUUAACGCCAGCCCCGAGGAGUACUCUGUGAUUUUCACUUCUGGUUGUACAGCCGCUCUCAAAUUAGUGGCUGAGAGCUUUCCCUGGAGGCCGCCGACCGAGAGCGAGGCAGGGAGUCACUUCUGCUACCUCACUGACAACCAUACGUCUGUAGUUGGCAUAAGAGGGCUGACUUCAGGCCGGGGGGUGGUUGCCCUGCCUGUCUGCCCCCAGGAGGUGGAGAAGAGGGCAAAGGAUGAGGCUGGAGGAGGUGAAGAUGUUAUUUGCCAGACACCACACCUGUUCUGCUACCCAGCACAGAGCAACUUCUCAGGGAGGAAGUAUCCCCUCAGCCAUGUGAAAGGCAUCCAGGCGAGACGUCUAUACCCAGCAUGUGACCACCACGGCCGCUGGUUCGUGCUGCUCGAUGCAGCCGCUCAUGUCAGCUGUUCCCCUCUAAACCUACAGGACUGCCCCGCUGAUUUCAUUCCCAUCUCUUUCUACAAGAUGUUUGGCUUCCCUACAGGUCUUGGGGCCCUUCUCGUCCGCACUGACGCAGCAGGCAUACUAAAAAAGACUUAUUUUGGAGGAGGCACAGCAGCAGCUUACCUUUCGGGAGAAGAUUAUUAUGUGCAUGCUGCAAACCUUUCUGACAGAUUUGAGGACGGUACUGUCUCUUUCUUGGACAUCAUUGCUGUGAAUCACGGUUUUGAGGCUCUUAACAGGAUCACAGGGGGCAUGCACAACAUCCAACAGCACACGUUUGGCUUGGCACGCUACACUUAUAUGCUGCUGUCAAGUCUUUGCCAUGGCAACGGGCGACCAGUGGCGCAGAUAUACACUCAAGGCCAGUUUGAGAGUCCGCGCACACAGGGAGCGAUCCUAAACUUCAACCUCAUGGAUUCUCAUGGACAGAUAAUCGGCUAUUCUCAGGUGGACAGAAUGGCCUGUCUGUAUAAUAUACAUGUGCGCACGGGUUGCUUCUGCAACACCGGGGCCUGUCAGUCCUUCCUCGGGAUCAGCAAUCAGCAGAUGAGGAGAAACCUGCAGGCCGGCCACGUCUGUGGAGACAGCGUGGAUGUGGUGGACGCCCAGCCGACCGGAUCUGUUCGCGUGUCCUUUGGCUACAUGUCAACAUUUGAAGACUGUCAAAAGUUCCUGAGCUUUGUUGCAGAGUGCUUUGUAGAGAAGCCAGUCACCGUGGACCAUGUGAGACUAGAGAAGCUAAAAACAGCCACAGCAGCAUCUCGGGGCAUAAAUGAGGACCCUCCAAUCAAAAUCGCUAAUGGAGAAAUAUGUAAAGUUGAUGACAAGGAGAAGCCUUCAGAAGCAUCACUGACGGGAUUGGGACUCAGAGAGACAAACAGCCACGGGGGGGCUUGUACUCUGACCAACAUCUACAUCUAUCCCAUCAAAUCAUGUGGCGCACAUGAGGUCCACAACUGGCCGGUGGGUCCGCUGGGUUUACUGUAUGACAGAAGCUGGAUGGUGGUGAAUGGAAACGGAGUGUGCCUGAGUCAGAAGAGAGUGCAACGUUUAUGCCUCAUUCGCCCACAAGUCCACCUGGCCUCAGACAAAUUGCUCCUGCAGGCACCAGGGAUGGAUACCAUUUCGGUUCCCCUGGAAAACAAAACUCAAACGCACACUAGCCAUGAAGUGUGUCAGAGUAAAGUUUGCGGUGACAGGGUGGAGACUGUCGACUGUGGGGAUGAGGCUGCAUCAUGGCUCUCAGACUUCCUUGGACAGCCAUGUCGCCUGAUAAGACAAAGCCCUAAUUUUACCCGAGACACGAAGAAGAGGCCUAGUGGAGCUGCCACCGCCUCCACGUCCCUCUCCCUGGUGAAUGAAGCUCAGUAUCUCAUGAUCAACUGUGCCAGCGUGGAGCUCAUUCAGAAACUAAUGAGCAGCAGGCAGGACGAUUCCAACCGCGAUCAGCUCCUUGACACACAGAAUGUCAUUAGCCGCUUCCGAGCCAAUUUAGUCAUCGCUGGAGUGGAACCAUUUGAGGAGGAUAAUUGGUCACACUUGAUUAUUGGCAACACUCGAUUCAUGGUCACAGGUCAGUGUGGAAGAUGCCAGAUGGUUGGAGUGGACCAGGAAACAGGGACCAAAACGAAAGAGCCGCUAAUGUCCCUGAUGGGCUACCGUACCGGGAAGGUGACUUUUGGUGUGUACCUCACCCAUCAGCGACCAGAGGGCUCCACCACAGGAAGCGUUCUGUCCACUGGAUCAAUCGUACAGCCACACAGUUCUUGAAAUGUAACAUCUUCUUCUUUAUUUAUUUUGGUGACACCUUUUUUGGCCUAACUGGUCAUUGCUGCACUGUAUGUGCAGCAGAUCACGCUGUGGGGAGUUUCUGCAGAUGCUGCUGUUUUCUUUGUGUGUGUAGCCCUCGAUGCUUCUGUCCUCUCAAAUGUCCUUUUCAUACCAGAGCAUUCAGAUUUAAUUCCAUCCAAGUCUGUUUUGAAAGGAAAUGAAUAAAAUUCUUGUGGAUUUCUUCCCAGUGGUUAAGUUCUUGAAUAAAAUGUGAGCCAAAGAAA